AUGGAAGGACAUGUUUUUCCCGACCAGGAGCAGCUGCUGCAGUUUCUGAGGAGGCUUAAGGAGGUUUUCGACGUGUGUGACGAGGAUGCUGACGGCUUCAUACGGGUGGAGCACUUGGUGGACCUCGGUCUUCAGUUCGGUCAAGGAGACGAGGUGAAGGCAUUGACCAGGUACCUGGAUCCUAACGCUCAUGGGAAAAUCAACUUCAAAGACUUUUGUCACGGAGUGUUUGCUAUCAAAGGUUGUGGUUAGAUACUGAAGAUGGCUGUGGGUCCUCGCAGUGCAACCUCCAACCAGCCGUCUGUUACUGACAAUGGUUACAUUUACCAGAACGGUGAGGCGAGGCAGAGCCCUCCGAUUAUCAUGUGUACCCGGUCCUACCCAGAAUGCAAUGUGUACAGUGAGGGUUGUGGUGCUGAUGGGGAGUGUGACAUGGACAGCAGCACUGAAAACACAAACAGCUCUGACUCUUUGGACCCAACAAGGAAAGACAGGUCAGUCACAUCAUUAUCGUUGUUAUUGUACUUCCAAUGCAACCCUAGCCACCUCAUUGGCUCAGCGUCUGUAUCCGUCAUCUCCAGGGAGGAGCAGUUUGAGGACUAUGGUGAGGGGGAGGAUGUGGAGUUCAUUCCCAGCAGCCCUUGCCCUGAAGAUGACAACCGAACAAAUGGCUUCUCUGACCUGGGGUCCUCACUUCCCUCUAGUGCAGGGCAGACGCCUCAGAAGAUGCGGCAGCUUUAUAACAGCGAGCUCCUGGACAUCUACUGUUCUCAGUGCUGCAAGAAAGUGAAUCUACUGAAUGACCUGGAGGCUCGACUUCGAAACCUCAAGGCCAACAGCCCUAACAGAAAGAUUUCCAGCACAGCAUUUGGACGUCAGCUGUUCCAGGCCAACCACAGCGUGUUUGGGUCGAGUCAGGGCAGCAGCACCGAGGAUCUGUUCACAGACAGCAUCGACUCCUGUGACCUCGACAUCACAGAGAAAGUCAGCUAUCUGGAGAAGAAGGUGACAGAGUUGGAAAGCGACAGUCUGGCCAACGGUGACCUCAAGUCUAAACUCAAACAGGAAAACACACAACUAGUCCACAGGGUCCAUGAGCUGGAGGAGCAGGUGAAGGAUGCAGAGACGAGGGCGGAUCAGAGUCUGGAAGAGGAGACCAAGAGGCACCGGGAGGUUUACACUAAGAUGGAGAGAGACAGAAACACAGAGAUGGACCAGCUCUGUACCAGGGUACAGCAGUUAGAAGAAGAAAAUGGAGAGAUGAAGAUAAACGUGUGCAGACUCAAGUCUCAGACAGAGAAACUGGACCAGGAGAAGCAGAGGAUGACGGACAAGCUGGAGGACACUAGUCUGAGGCUGAAAGAUGAGAUGGACCUCUACAGGAAGAUAAUGGACAAGCUCUGGCAAAACCGCCAUGAGUUUCAGAAGGAGAAGGAGGCCAUGCAGGAGCUGAUUGAUGAUCUGCGCCGAGAGCUGGAGUAUCUGCAGUUGUUCAAGCUGGAGAUGGAGCAUCCUGGGAAGGGCAAGGGGCUAUCUGAGUACAACGCCAAGACCAGAGAGAUUGAAAUGGAACAUGAAGUCAGGAGACUGAAACAGGAGAACCAUAAGCUUCGGGAUCAGAAUGACGACCUGAACGCUCAGAUUCUCAGUCUGAGUUUGUACGAGGCUAAGAACCUGUUUGCCUGUCACACCAAGGCCCAGUGCCUGGCAGCCGAGAUCGACAACGCAUCCAGAGACGAGCUGGUCGAUGCUCUGAAGGAGCAGGAGGAGAUCAACCUGCGUCUGAGGCAGUACAUGGACAAAAUCAUUCUGGCCAUUCUGGACCACAACCCAUCUAUUCUGGAGAUCAAAAGUUAA
Seriola dumerili (greater amberjack) is the source of this 1857-nucleotide messenger RNA. RefSeq names its product rab11 family-interacting protein 4A-like (gene rab11fip4a). The transcript has 15 exons. Gene Ontology annotation, cellular component: midbody; recycling endosome membrane; endocytic vesicle. Gene Ontology annotation, molecular function: calcium ion binding. NCBI's taxonomy places the organism in Eukaryota, Metazoa, Chordata, Actinopteri, Carangiformes, Carangidae. Gene Ontology annotation, biological process: endocytic recycling; regulation of cytokinesis. The record is from RefSeq and is a predicted model, not a curated record.